Messenger RNA from Thlaspi arvense, 327 nucleotides. The record is from the annotation of a GenBank genome assembly. Lineage: Eukaryota; Viridiplantae; Streptophyta; Magnoliopsida; Brassicales; Brassicaceae.
AUGGCCCCCAAGAAGGAUAAAGUUCCUCCUCCGUCCUCUAAACCCGCAAAAUCCGGCGGUGGCAAGCAAAAGAAGAAGAAGUGGAGCAAAGGAAAGCAAAAGGAGAAAGUGAACAACAUGGUCCUGUUCGACCAAGCAACAUACGACAAGCUUCUCUCUGAGGCUCCCAAGUUCAAAUUGAUCACCCCUUCUAUUCUCUCCGACCGUUUGAGGAUCAAUGGCUCGCUUGCUCGGAGGGCGAUCAGAGAGUUGAUGGCUAAGGGAACCAUCAGGAUGGUGUCUGCUCACUCAAGCCAGCAGAUCUACACUAGGGCAACCCACGGCUAG